Ictalurus furcatus (blue catfish) is the source of this 3415-nucleotide messenger RNA. RefSeq names its product G protein-coupled receptor kinase 5 like (gene grk5l). Gene Ontology annotation, cellular component: cytoplasm. NCBI's taxonomy places the organism in Eukaryota, Metazoa, Chordata, Actinopteri, Siluriformes, Ictaluridae. Bases 1892 to 3133 code for a protein of 413 amino acids. The record is from RefSeq and is a predicted model, not a curated record. The transcript has 14 exons. Gene Ontology annotation, biological process: signal transduction; protein phosphorylation; regulation of signal transduction. Gene Ontology annotation, molecular function: G protein-coupled receptor kinase activity; ATP binding.
GGUGGUGAUGAAGGGUGAUGAUGAAGUUCAUGGUGAUGAUGAUGAUGAUGAAGGUGAUGGUGUUGAUGAAGGGUGAUGAUGAAGUUGAUGAUGAUGAAGGUGAUGGUUAAGGUGAUGAUGAUGAUGGUUGUGAUGAAGGUGAUGAAGUUCAUGGUGAUGAUGAUGAUGAUGAAGGUGAUGGUGUUGAUGAAGUUGAUGAUGAUGAUGAUGAAGGUGAUGGUGUUGAUGAAGGGUGAUGAUGAAGUUGAUGAUGAUGAUGAAGGUGAUGGUGUUGUUGAAGGGUGAUGAUGAAGUUGAUGAUGAUGAUGAUGAAGGUGAUGGUGUUGAAGGGUGAUGAUGAAGUUGAUGAUGAUGAUGAUGAAGGUGAUGGUUAAGGUGAUGAUGAUGAUGGUUGUGAUGAAGGUGAUGAUGAAGUUGAUGAUGAUGAUGAUGAAGGUGAUGAUGAUGAAGUUGAUGAUGAUGAUGAAGGUGAUGGUGUUGAUGAAGGGUGAUGAAGAAGUUGAUGAUGAUGAUGAUGAUGAAGGUGAUGGUGUUGAUGAAGGGUGAUGAUGAAGUUGAUGAUGAUGAUGAUGAUGAAGGUGAUGGUGUUGAUGAAGGGUGAUGAUGAAGUUGAUGAUGAUGAUGAAGGUGAUGGUGUUGAUGAAGGUGAUGAUGAAGUUGAUGGUGAUGAUGAUGAUGAUGAAGGUGAUGGUGUUGAUGAAGGGUGAUGAUGAUGAUGAUGAAGGUGAUGGUGUUGAUGAAGGGUGAUGAAGUUGAUGAUGAUGAUGAAGGUGAUGGUGUUGAUGAAGUUGAUGGUGAUGAUGAUGAUGAUGAAGGUGAUGGUGUUGAUGAAGGGUGAUGAUGAAGUUGAUGAUGAUGAUGAUGAUGAAGGUGAUGGUGUUGAUGAAGGGUGAUGAUGAAGUUGAUGAUGAUGAUGAAGGUGAUGGUGUUGAUGAUGAUGAUGAAGGUGAUGGUGUUGAUGAAGGGUGAUGAAGUUGAUGAUGAUGAUGAUGAUGAAGGUGAUGGUGUUGAUGAAGUUGAUGAUGAUGAUGAUGAAGGUGAUGGUGGUGAUGAAGGGUGAUGAUGAAGUUGAUGAUGAUGAUGAAGGUGAUGGUGGUGAUGAAGGGUGAUGAUGAAGUUGAUGAUGAUGAUGAAGGUGAUGGUGGUGAUGAAGCUGAUGAUGAAGUUGAUGAUGAUGAUGAUGAAGGUGAUGGUGUUGAUGAAGGGUGAUGAUGAAGUUGAUGAUGAUGAUGAUGAAGGUGAUGGUUAAGGUGAUGAUGAGGAUGGUUGUGAUGAAGGUGAUGAUGAAGUUCAUGGUGAUGAUGAUGAUGAUGAAGGUGAUGGUGUUGAUGAAGCUGAUGAUGAAGUUGAUGAUGAUGAUGAUGAAGGUGAUGGUUAAGGUGAUGAUGAUGAUGGUUGUGAUGAAGGUGAUGAUGAAGUUGAUGGUGAUGAUGAUGAUGAUGAAGGUGAUGGUGUUGAUGAAGCUGAUGAUGAAGUUGAUGAUGAUGAUGAUGAAGGUGAUGGUGUUGAUGAAGGGUGAUGAUGAAGUUGAUGAUGAUGAUGAUGAAGGUGAUGGUUAAGGUGAUGAUGAUGAUGGUUGUGAUGAAGGUGAUGAUGAAGGUGGGCUCCUGAGUGAGUGUCAGAGGUCAUCAUUAUGGUAACGGUGUCACCUCGUGCCCUUUAGGAGGACUACGAGGUGACUCCGGACGAGAAAAGGAAGAGUCGAGGAGACCAGAUCAUCAAGAAGUUCCUCACCAAGCAGUCCCCGGAGUGUGUGGAUGUGUUGGAGGUUCUUGCCGAACCCUGCAGAGAGAACCUUGAGCUGAGUCCCUGCAAAGAGAUCUUCAGCGAUUGCCGCAAGGCUCUGCAUGAGUACCUGAGUGGAGCUCCGUUCUCUGAUUACCAGAACAGCAUGUACUUCGACCGCUUUAUCCAGUGGAAAAUGCUGGAAAGGCAGCCGGUUACUAAAGACACAUUUCGGCAGUACAGAGUGUUGGGGAAGGGAGGCUUUGGAGAGGUGUGUGCGUGUCAGGUGAGGGCGACGGGGAAGAUGUACGCCUGUAAGAAGCUGGAGAAGAAGAGGAUAAAGAAGAGGAAGGGCGAGUCCAUGGCGCUGAACGAGAAACAGAUCCUGGAGAAAGUGAACAGCAGAUUCGUGGUGAGUUUAGCGUACGCGUACGAAACCAAAGACGCUCUGUGUCUGGUGCUGACCAUCAUGAACGGAGGAGAUCUGAAGUUCCACAUCUACAACAUGGGAACUCCGGGCUUCGAGAAGGAGCGCGUGCAGUUCUACGCUGCCGAGAUCUGCUGCGGUCUCGAGCACCUGCACCAAGAGUCCAUCGUCUACAGGGAUUUAAAACCGGAGAACAUUCUAUUAGACGAUAACGGCCACAUCCGGAUCUCAGACCUGGGGCUGGCCAUCAAAGUGCCUGAUGGUGAGCCGAUAAGAGGCCGAGUCGGUACUGUGGGCUACAUGGCUCCAGAGGUGAUCAAUAAUGAGCGCUACAGCAUGAGCCCUGAUUGGUGGGGUCUGGGCUGUCUGAUCUACGAGAUGACGGCGGGCCGCUCGCCUUUCCGUGCCCGCAAAGAACGAGUGAAGAGGGAGGAAGUGGAGAAACGAGUGCAGGAGGAGGAGGAGGAGUACAGCGACAAGUUUACAGAAGACACCAAAGCCAUCUGCAGGAUGCUUUUAGCAAAAGACCCUAAGCAGAGGCUAGGCUGUAAGACGGAGGGCGCGGUGGAGGUCAAAGCUCAUCCCUUCUUCAAGAAUAUCAACUUUAAGAGACUGGAGGCUGGAAUUCUGGAGCCUUCCUUUGUGCCUGAUCCGAGAGCAGUAUACUGUAAGGACGUGUUGGACAUUGAGCAGUUUUCCACUGUUAAAGGAGUCAAUCUGGACCAAACCGAUAACGAUUUCUACUCCAAGUUUGCCACUGGCAGCGUCUCUAUACCCUGGCAGAAUGAGAUGAUUGAGACGGAGUGUUUUAGUGACCUUAACGUGUUCGGGCCUCAGGGGACGCGCUCCCCGGACCUGGACUGGGCUCAGCCUCCUGAGGCUCCGCGCCGCAGCCUGCUGGACCGCCUCUUCAGGAGGAACGUGAGGAUCUCGUCCUCCUCCUCACACACAGAGGAGCCGGCCCGAGAACACAACAGCUAACUACAGACCAGCAUCCAGAGGCGACCGUCGCUCGCAGCCGAGUCUCGUCUUCCAGUGUCGACUCCGCGUUGACUCUGUGUCUAAACUCCGCCCCCUAGUGGACAGACGCCUGCGGGACUACAGGGAACCAGAACGAGGGAUGUAUACGUAGAGAAAGACUCACGGAAAAGAGGACGUUGGGGUUUUUUUUUUUCGUCCUUGAAUUUUCCAACGCGUUCCCGCUGGAGGGCAGGAGACGAAGCGACUCAGCUUUGGAGACGAUAAAGACGUUUAUUUCUUCUU